CAAAACCCUAAUGAGGAAUUAAAAUUGUUAUAUAUUAUAAAUUACUCAAUAUCAACAUGUUGCCUUUAUUUGAGAACGUGUGUAGAGCUUGCUUGUGCAACAAUGAGUGUGAUAUGAAAACUCUCUUGGAUGACAAACUGUCUUACAUUUAUUCUCUUACUACUUCUAUUGAGCUAAACGAAAAUGAUGGAUUACCACAUAAAGUAUGUAAAAAAUGUGUUGCACAAUUAGAAUCAGUCCUAGAAUUUAGGGAGCAGUGUAUUCGAAAUGAUGUGACCUUAAGACAGCAGGUAAUCAACGUUAAGCAAGAGAUACCAGAUUAUCCAUUAGAAUUAAAGCUUGAAGAACCAGAAGCAAAUUUAGAUAGUAACAAUAUAUCUGAUGACUCUGCAGAUGAUAGGGAAGAAUAUGAUCCUAGUUAUGAAGUAAAAAAGCAACCUAAAAAAAGGUUAAGAAAGAGCGUGUGCAAAAAAACUAAUACUAGAUAUAAAGCCAGAGAAAAAUUUAAGUUGGAAUGUCAUAUUUGCAGCCGUAAAAUGAAAACAAAUUUAGGUUUAGAAGCUCACUUACGUAAACACGAGGGAAAGAAGCCUUACUACUGUGCAACAUGCAUAGAGAGUUUAAUAAGAUGUCCGGAUUGAAACACAUAUGUUAACUCAUCAAAGAAGAC
Ctenocephalides felis (cat flea) is the source of this 670-nucleotide messenger RNA. Its product is annotated as zinc finger protein 583-like. The transcript is spliced from 5 exons. The record is from RefSeq and is a predicted model, not a curated record. NCBI's taxonomy places the organism in Eukaryota, Metazoa, Arthropoda, Insecta, Siphonaptera, Pulicidae. Gene Ontology annotation, cellular component: nucleus. Bases 57 to 641 code for a protein of 194 amino acids. Gene Ontology annotation, molecular function: zinc ion binding.